AUGAACGGUGCAGGGAGACAGGGGCUGAGAUCUGGUGCCACGGGGGUGCACCACCAGCGCCAGCACUCCGACAACUUUCUCGACGGCUCCUCCAACGGCAACAGAUGGCUCCAGUCGGCUGGCCUUCAACAUCUCCAAUCAUCCGCCAAUCCCAUUCCUCCGCUUCAGGACUAUAACAUGUACGGCGGUGGCGGUGGAGCGCAGGGAGGAAGAAUGUACAGGAAUGCGCCGCAGAGGGGCUUCAAUGGAGGAACUGAGUAUUACGUGGAGCCAUCCACGCCUCCCGGCGGUUACCGUGCCUCGACGCAGAAAAAAAAUGGUGAAGAUUCGCCCGGCGAUUUCAGCCCCGGCUUGUUGGAUCUGCAUUCAUUCGACACUGAGCUUCUUCCCGAGAUGCCAGCCUCCAAUGCAUAUGAUGCCAAUGCUCUGUUUCAACCUGGCCGGGGUAGAAGCUUUGAUGACUCUGAACCUUACAUGUUGAGCAAACAGACUGGCAGAGCUCGUGCUCCUGAAAACAUAUUGAAAAGUUUUCCUGCAGACAAAGAGAAAUCUAAUACUGUGGCAAAGAUUAAAGUUGUGGUUCGUAAGAGACCAAUGAACAAGAAGGAAUUAACAAAGAAUGAGGAAGACAUUAUAGAAACAUAUUCCAAUUCUUUAACAGUUCAUGAAACUAAAUUAAAGGUCGAUCUAACUCAGUAUGUAGAGAAGCAUGAAUUUGUUUUUGAUGCUGUUUUGAAUGAAGAGGUUACAAAUGAUGAGGUGUAUCGUGAAACGGUAGAGCCCAUAGUUCCAAUAAUCUUUGAACGCACUAAGGCAACUUGCUUUGCAUAUGGGCAAACAGGAAGUGGAAAAACUUACACAAUGAAGCCACUGCCACUUAAAGCAUCAAGGGACAUCCUUAGAUUGAUGCAUCAUACUUACAGGAAUCAGGGAUUUCAAUUGUUUGUGAGUUUCUUUGAAAUAUAUGGUGGGAAGCUCUUUGAUCUCCUUAAUGAUCGAAAAAAACUUUGUAUGAGAGAGGAUGGUAAGCAGCAAGUUUGCAUUGUGGGUUUGCAAGAGUACCGUGUAUCAGAUGUGGAGAAUAUCAAAGAACUGAUUGAGAGAGGAAGUUCCACAAGAAGUACAGGCACCACGGGUGCAAACGAGGAAUCUUCACGGUCACAUGCAAUCCUUCAGCUUGCUAUCAAGAGAUCAAUUGAUGGCAAUGAAUCCAAACCUCCUCGUUUGGUUGGCAAGCUCUCCUUCAUAGAUCUUGCUGGAAGCGAACGUGGAGCAGAUACUACAGAUAAUGACAAACAGACAAGGAUUGAAGGUGCUGAAAUCAAUAAGAGCUUACUUGCCCUAAAGGAAUGCAUAAGAGCUCUUGAUAAUGACCAAGGACACAUCCCUUUCAGAGGCAGUAAACUGACUGAAGUUUUGAGGGAUUCAUUUGUUGGCAAUUCCCGCACUGUUAUGAUAUCAUGCAUAUCACCAAGCUCUGGUUCAUGCGAACAUACACUGAACACAUUAAGAUAUGCAGACAGGGUAAAAAGCCUAUCAAAAGGAAACACUUCAAAGAAAGAUGUUUUAUCAUCAAAUUUCAACCUUAAAGAAUCAACUGCCGUUCCCUUGUCUUCUGUUACUGGAUUGGCCUAUGAGGAUCGCCCAACUGAUGCAUGGAAUGAUGAGAAUGAAGGGGAUGAUUUUAGCCCCCCUGAAGAGUAUUAUGAGCAGGUGAAACCAUCAUUGAAGAAAAAUGGAAAGAUGGAGUUAUAUGCUGCAACUGAUGACAAAUUGAAGAAACAAAGUGGUCAGAUCAAAUGGAAGGACCUCCCGAAAGUUGAUCCUCAAAUCACACAUAAUGAGGAUGAUUUAAAUGCCCUCUUACAGGAAGAAGAGGACCUUGUAAAUGCUCACCGUACCCAAGUGGAAGAGACCAUGAACAUUGUUAGAGAGGAGAUGAACCUCCUGGUUGAAGCAGAUCAACCAGGGAAUCAGCUGGAUGAUUAUAUAACAAGACUAAAUGCCAUUCUUUCUCAGAAGGCUGCUGGCAUCCUGCAGCUGCAAACCCGUUUAGCUCAUUUUCAGAAACGUUUAAAGGAGCACAAUGUUUUGGUUUCAUCUACUGGAUACUAAUAUCAUUUAAAACAGAUUCGCUGGUGAAAGUGUUUCAAUCCUGUGGUUGAGAUCGUGUAUUUGUGUGAUUCAGCCUGGAGAUUAUGUGAGAUCUGGGAUACGAUGUGACACUCAUAAUAGUCGAUUCAUCUAUUAUUUUGUGCCUUGGCUAUUCUCCUCGGGAUCAGAAACUGGAGUUUGGAGUCUUCAUUUUUUUUUCUUUACCCGACCAAGAAUGUAGACAUGUAUUGGUUUUACUUGCCUCUGUCGAGGCAAUGUAUCAAUGUAUAAAGCGCUCUCUUGUUAGAAAUUUAAUAUAAAAACCAUUUAUUGUCUUCACUUAUUUAAACUUUUUGGGAUGUUUGGUUCAUGACAGUAUCAGAGCCUCAACGAGACUAUGACUAUGACUAUAAAAAGUUAAAUUUCAAUGGUAGGUAGGUGGGUGGGCCCCCUGUAUGUAGGCUCGUGAACGACCUCAAAAGACUCGGGUGGAGGGAAUGUGUUAGAAAUAUAUUAUAAAACUGUUCAUGUGCUUUCAUCUAAUAACUCAAGUCUUUGGGAUAUUUGGUGUACGAAAAAACUGAUGUUUGAUUUAUCAAUGGAGUAGUUCUUUUUUCUUGAUGAGUAGUUUCCUAACUUACUUAUUCUGCAAUGGGUUGUCUGUGUGUGAAUGAUUCAGUUCAUAUAAUUGUAAUUCACGUUAUAGACACCACCUGUUGUAAAUAAAUCGUGGUUUGCAAUU
Abrus precatorius (Indian licorice) is the source of this 2836-nucleotide messenger RNA. Its product is annotated as kinesin-like protein KIN-13B. Gene Ontology annotation, biological process: microtubule-based movement. Lineage: Eukaryota; Viridiplantae; Streptophyta; Magnoliopsida; Fabales; Fabaceae. Bases 1 to 2115 code for a protein of 704 amino acids. Gene Ontology annotation, molecular function: microtubule motor activity; microtubule binding; ATP binding. The transcript is spliced from 12 exons. The record is from RefSeq and is a predicted model, not a curated record.